AUGGCUUCCGUAAAUGCCAGCGCCACCUUGGGUUCUUUCAACCUGCCCGCCCUCGUCAAUGAGCCAUUUAUCUCUUAUGGGCCCAAGUCUGCGGAGCGAGAGCACCUGGUCCAAGCUCUUGCUGAAAUGAAGGAGCAAAUGCCCUUUGAGGUACACCCCAACGUCAAUGGCCAAGACGUGGCUGGGACAUUGGAUCAAAGCCAGCAAACGCCCUUCAAUCACAGCAAGAUGCUAGCCAAGUACUCGCAUGCCUCGCCCGAGCUGGUUCGUCAGGCCAUUGACGGUGCGCUCAACGCCAAGAAGCAGUGGUCAAGGACCUCGCUUCACGAUCGAGCCGCCAUCUUCCACCGAGCUGCAGCUUUGAUCAGAGGACCUUACCGCUACCGGAUGAUGGCUGCUACUAUAAUUGGCCAAGGCAAAAAUGCUUACCAGGCUGACAUCGACUGCACUGCCGAGUCCAUCGACUUUCUUACAAUAUUCCCUACGCUUGCCGAGGGUCUAUACAAAAAUCAACCACCGUUCAAUGCGCCUGGGGUGUGGAAUCGAUCAGAGAUACGCCCACUGGACGGGUUUGUCUAUGCUAUUGCACCUUUCAAUUUCACGGCUCUUGCUGUCAAUCUAGUGUUGGCGCCCCUCAUUGUGGGUAACGUUGUCGUCUGGAAGCCCAGCCCCGGUGCCGUUUACUCGAGCUGGCUUUUCAAUCACAUUAUGAUUGAAGCUGGUCUUCCUGCCGGCGUUGUGCAGUUCCUCCCCGGAGACGCCAAGGAGGUAACGGCCGAGGUACUCAAGAGCCCCGAUUUCAGUAGCUUGCACUUCACUGGCAGCACUGCUGUGUUCCGCAGCCUCUCUUCAGCAAUUUAUUCCAAGAUGGAGUUCUGGAAGUCCUAUCCGAGGCUUGUAGGCGAGACUGGGGGUAAAAACUUCCACCUCAUCCAUCCCUCAGCUGACCUCAAGAAUGCGGUUCUCAAGUCUGUCCGUGCUGCAUUCGAAUAUCAGGGACAGAAAUGUAGCGCCUUGUCUCGUAUUUACAUCCCAGCAUCUCUAGCCGACGACUUCAAGAGACUGCUCGUCAAAGAGACCGAGGCUCUGACCAUGGGUGAGCGCUUCACCGACUUCAUUGGGCCAGUAAUCAGUCGCACCGCAUUUGACCGCAUUGCCAACUACAUCCAGGAAGCAAAGUACGCUCCUGAGACAUCUCUCCUCGCUGGGGGGACUGUAGACGACUCCACAGGCUACUACAUCCGGCCAACCAUCAUAGAGACAUCAGACCCUCGAUCAAGGUUCAUGACAGAGGAGGUCUUUGGUCCUUUCUUGUGCCUCUAUGUAUACCAGGACAACGAUUUUGGGGAGAAGUUGUUCAACCUAAUAGACACCAGUACUCAGUAUGCUCUUUCCGGAGCCGUGUUUGCCAAGGAUCGUCAGGCCAUUAUUGAGGCAACAGACCAGUUAAGAUUCUCUGCUGGAAACUUCUACAUCAAUGAUCAAUGUACUGGCGCUAUGCCUGGUCAUCAACCCUUUGGCGGGUCGAGGGCGUCGGGAACCAACGAUAAGGCAGGGUCUGCUGGACUCCUCUCGAGAUUUGUAUCGUCAAGGACUAUCAAGGAGGGAUUCACCACCAUUGACAGCGUCCUGUACCCAUCUAAUCUGGAUUAA
Messenger RNA from Clonostachys byssicola, 1653 nucleotides. The record is from the annotation of a GenBank genome assembly. Lineage: Eukaryota; Fungi; Ascomycota; Sordariomycetes; Hypocreales; Bionectriaceae.